Elgaria multicarinata webbii is the source of this 1376-nucleotide messenger RNA. It is a transcript of the gene ZNF697, whose product is annotated as zinc finger protein 697. Gene Ontology annotation, biological process: regulation of transcription by RNA polymerase II. Lineage: Eukaryota; Metazoa; Chordata; Lepidosauria; Squamata; Anguidae. The record is from RefSeq and is a predicted model, not a curated record. The transcript has 3 exons. Gene Ontology annotation, molecular function: DNA-binding transcription factor activity; RNA polymerase II cis-regulatory region sequence-specific DNA binding. The coding region runs from base 111 to 1025 and encodes 304 amino acids.
GCCUGGUUCAAUAAUCCUGGAGUACAGGGGACGCACAGCAGCAUGACAUCCUGACUAAAGCCUGUGUGGCCUGCAAGAGCAAACAAGAUUCCUGUACCUGACAUCCGUGGAUGGAAGCAGAAGAGGAAUUGUGUGCAUCUGUGCUGCGAGACUCUACUGAAAGAGAAGUCCCCUCUGACUUCAUAGGAAACGAUGAGAUCCCAGCUGAGUAUGAGGAGGAGAUUUCUCAAGGUGAUGAUCCAGGGAAUGUGCAGCAGGAUGAGAUUUUCCUGCAAGUUGAACAAAAUGCUUCUCAGAGUCUCAGUGAGGCAGAAGCCUUUGAGGUUCAGCAAGGACAAGACAUUGAUCAGGCACAGGAUGAAUCCAUUGAUCCAGCAGGCAGUUUGGGGAUCCUUCAAGACAUCCUCCCCCAACCUGGGAUUCCUUUGGAAAUAGAAGCUUUUAGUUACACUGACUGUGGGGAAACCAUCCAAAAGAAUUCAAUCCUUAAUGUGCAGUGUGAGAUAUCUCCAGUGGGAGAGAAGCCUCAUAAAUGUACUGAAUGCAGCAAGAGUUUUAGCUGGCGCUCGGACCUUAUUAAACAUCAAAGAAUUCACACAGGAGAAAAACCCUACAUAUGUAGUGAAUGUGGGGAAAACUUCACUGUGAGCUCUCACCUUUUUACACAUAAGAGGAUCCAUACAGGAGAGAAACCUUUCCUUUGUACUGAGUGUGGGAAAUGCUUCAGUCGGAACUCGCAUCUUGUUAACCACCAGAGAACCCACACUGGAGAGAAGCCCUUUGAAUGUAGUGAGUGUGGGAAACGUUUCAGCGAUUUCUCAACACUUACGCAACACCAGAGAACCCACACAGGUGAAAAGCCCUAUAAAUGUGUUGAAUGUGGAAAAGGCUUUAUACAGAGUUCACAUCUCAUAAGACACCGGAAAACUCACAUGGGAGAGAAACCCUAUAAGUGUGCUGAGUGUGGCAAAGGCUUCCGAUACAAAACCCAUCUUGUACAACAUCACAGACUUCACAUAGGAUAAGAAAGCAGGAGGAGGGUUGCUUCCUUGCCCAAAAGAGCUGAUGAAUGAUACAGUUAUGUGGGCCAAAGAAGUAAAGAAAAGUGUCCUUCACUGUAGUGAACAGAGGCCAGUACUAAUGUUUUAUGUAGCAAACAUAUGUUUCCUGAGUGUAUUACAGUGUUUGCCAAAGCAAAUGUUUAAAACAGGGUCAGCAACUUGUGGCCCUCCAGAUGUUUUGGCCUGCAGCUCAUAUCAGCCCCUAUCCAGCACAGCCAAUGGUGACGGAUGAUGGGAAAUAUAGGCCAAAAUAUCUGGAGGACCACCAAUUGCCCACCUCCAUUUUAAACUAUGGAUGAUAUAGACCUAUGUACC